Messenger RNA from Labeo rohita (rohu), 2594 nucleotides. RefSeq names its product retinol dehydrogenase 10a (gene rdh10a). The coding region runs from base 425 to 1450 and encodes 341 amino acids. The transcript is spliced from 6 exons. The record is from RefSeq and is a predicted model, not a curated record. Gene Ontology annotation, cellular component: lipid droplet. Lineage: Eukaryota; Metazoa; Chordata; Actinopteri; Cypriniformes; Cyprinidae. Gene Ontology annotation, molecular function: oxidoreductase activity, acting on the CH-OH group of donors, NAD or NADP as acceptor.
GCAGCAGCAGCGGCUCUGAUGAGAUCAGUCAGGAGUCUGGCUCUCUAUCUCGCUCACAGAGCAGCGGCGCACUGGCAGCUAUCGAGCGCAUCCGUGCCGGGAUACGAUAGGUUUCAUACGGGCAUUCGCUGGCGGGGAGACUCGACUGUAUUGUAGCGUUAAAGUAGUGUGCUGCUCAUGUUUUUUUAGUUUAAUGCGUUAUACUGUUGACUGCUUUAUAGGCUGUUAUAUAUGUAUAUUAGUAGUUAUAUGACAGUUGGGGUUAAUUGGAUGUUCACCCCAUAAUAGGCGCAUAGAAUAAAUUAUAUGCUAAUGGUAGCAGCGCAACUGCACAACUCAGGUUGUUUAGUCAUUUAGGUGUAACUGGACAUUGUGAGACGUUUAUCUUUAUUUAAAAACACAAAGUCACAGUGCGGCAUUAGACAUGAUGAUGAACAUUGUCGUGGAGUUUUUCGUGGUCAUGCUCAAAGUUCUCUGGGCCAUCGUGAUGGCCGGACUCAAGUGGCUCAUACGGCCGAAGGAGAAGAGCGUAGCGGGACAGGUGUGCGUGAUCACCGGGGCGGGCGGCGGACUCGGGCGGCUCUUCGCCAAGGAGUUCGCCCGGCGCCGGGCUACACUGGUGCUGUGGGACAUCAACAGCCACAGCAAUGAGGAAACUGCGGAGAUGGUGCGACAGAUCUACAGAGAGCAAGACAACCCGAUGACAAAAGAGGGAGCUGUUGGUGGAGUGGAAGAAGUCCCUCCGUUCCAGCCGCAGGUGUAUACGUACGUGGUUGAUGUGGGCAAGAGGGAGAGCGUGUACUCCACGGCGGAGAAAGUGCGGAGGGAAGUCGGCGAAGUGGACUUGUUGAUCAACAAUGCUGGUGUUGUGUCCGGCCACCACCUGCUGGAAUGCCCCGAUGAGCUGAUCGAGAGGACCAUGGUUGUGAACUGCCAUGCACACUUCUGGACCACCAAGGCAUUUCUUCCCAAGAUGCUAGAGAUGAACCAUGGCCACAUUGUGACAGUUGCCAGUUCACUGGGCCUUUUCAGCACAGCUGGUGUGGAGGAUUACUGCGCGAGCAAGUUCGGUGCCAUCGGCUUCCACGAGUCCUUGAGCCACGAAAUCAAGGCUUCGGAGAAGGACGGUAUCAAGAUGACGCUGGUGUGUCCUUACCUGGUGGACACGGGCAUGUUCAGAGGAUGCAGAAUAAGGAAAGAGAUCGAGCCAUUUCUCCCUCCAUUGAGACCAGAGUUCUGUGUGAAACAGGCCAUGAGGGCCAUCCUGACAGACCAGCCCAUGAUCUGCACGCCUCGCAUUGUAUACAUGGUCAACUUUAUGAAAAGCAUUUUGCCCUUCGAAGCAAUCGUGUGCAUGUACCGGUUCCUGGGCGCAGAUAAGUGCAUGUACCCCUUCCUGGCUCAGAGGAAAGAGGCGAUGAACAACAACGAGGCCAAGAAUGGAAUCUAGAGGGCGCCGUUUCUAACCCACAAGGGUACAUUUCUAACCCGCAUGAGGAUAAGACCACUGAGAGAGGGCAGAAGGAAGUGAAAAGACUGCGUUUAGACUGGUGCACUUGCAUUUGGCAGAUGCAAAGGUUUACCAUAUUGUUCCUCUGGAACAAAGAAAGCUGUGUACUACACUAAGGAUUUAUUUGUUGAUUUUAUGUUUUGUGUCUUUUUUAAGGUUUGCUUAAUGAAACCAUCCAUCUAUAUACUGUGUCAAUAGUUUUGAAAUCAUACAUGAGCUAUUCAGUAAUUAACUAUUUACGUAAUGUAGUCACCAGCAUUAUCUAGCGUCUUUGUGAAACUAUACAGUAUGUUACUGUAUGAACAGUAAAUUUGUGUCACUUUUUUUGUUUUGUUUGUGUGUAGACAUGCACUGUAUUUACUUUCCUCUACACUGCCAACAUUAUCUACACCGUGGCUCCGUGCCACUCCGUUCCCCAAUCCGAUCCAUUUAAAGGCAGCGGCAGGAGAUUGUGUGUCCGAAAGGGUCCAGUUAUGAACCAUGUGAUGUCUUCUAAGAAAUAUUUUACAUUGUUUCCCUCCACAUUUCUCUUUGUUGACAUCAUGAGAAGUACAAGUGGGUAAACCGCUGGUCUGUUUCCAGCUGCUGGCGGGAAGGGAGUGUAUUUUGUACUCUAUAAUCUACAGACAGAGGCUUAUGAUAUUUUGUAUAUGUAAACGUAUGAGAGAGUUGGUCAGUCAUAAAGGCCUGGUUUUCUUCCGUCACUGAACGUUUAUAUUUAGGCCUGUUUUGAAAAAUUUGGUUACAGAUCUGUUUUUUCUUUUUUUGUAAUGGAUUCAUCAUGCAGAGUCAUUCACGUUUCAAAUUCAUGUACAUUACCCGUUGGACCGUUGAAAUGUUUUCACACAUGUAUGUUUAGGCAAAAAAAGGACAAAACACGAGUUUAAACUACAUUCCAAUAGGCGUCCUUCACCGACUGUGAUGAGCCUAAAAUCUCUACCUCUUCAUUUUUGCCAUUUGUUAACAGUAUGACAUAAAUACUCUUUUGUAACUUUCCUAAAGAGUGCUCUAUAGAAGAGCACACAACAUGGUUCCAAUGUUUAGUGUCUCUACCUAACUUAAAUUAAUAAAAUGAUUUAGAUUA